Molecule: messenger RNA, 1348 nt
Organism: Lucilia sericata (common green bottle fly)
Lineage: Eukaryota; Metazoa; Arthropoda; Insecta; Diptera; Calliphoridae
Exons: 2
Coding region: 39-1319 (426 amino acids)
Biological process (GO): DNA integration
Molecular function (GO): nucleic acid binding
Source: RefSeq, a predicted model, not a curated record
UGACUCUUAGCCUUACGGAGCUUAAAGAAUCAAAAGUUAUGCUGAUCAAACUAACUCAACGAGUUUAUUAUCCCCAGGAGUAUAGUCAGCUCUCUGACGCGAAACUAAUUUCAAAGAAAAGUUCUAUUCUCACUUUGAACCCAUUUCUGGAUUCGAAUGGAACUAUGAGAGUUAACGGUAGAUUAGCCAAUUCAUGCCUAACCUAUGAUGAAAGGUACCCUUUCAUUAUUCCAAACUCGUCUAACUUCUGCAGAAUGUUUCUUGACUUUACUCAUAAAACUCUGUUGCAUGCUGACAUUUCCCUAAUGAUGAAUGCAAUUCAAAGUCAAUUCUAUAUACCAGGACUUAAAAGAACUGUUAAAAAAUGUGUUCACCAUUGUUUAGUGUGCGUCCGGUAUAAGCAAAAGCUGAAGUCUCAGAUUAUGGCAGCUCUGCCCCCGGAAAGAUGCUCCCUUUCUUUACCAUUCACUUAUGCGGGUGUUGAUUUUGCGGGACCUUUUCAGAUAAAAUCAGCUAUACAUUUGGAAGCGUGCUCUAGCUUAUCCUCCGACGCGUUUUUAGCAGCUUUCGCACGGUUUACGGGUAGAAGAGGGUUGCCUAAACGCCUUAUGUCCGAUAACGGCACAAAUUUUCUCGGCGCCAGUAGAUCGUUGCGAAAGGAAUCUCUCUUAUUUUUACGAAAAUCGGCAGAAGAUAUAAGUAAAAAAUAUGCAGUCCAUGGUUUUGAGUGGAAGUUCAUUCCACCUAGUGCUCCACAUAUGGGAGGUCUUUGGGAGGCUGGUGUAAAAAGUUUUAAGAUUCACUUUCAGAAAAUAGCCGGCAACCAAAAGUUUAACUUUGAAGAGUUCUCGACUCUAUUAACCCGAAUUGAAAGUGUCCUAAACUCCAGACCUCUUUCCCCAAUGUCCGAGGAUCCUGAAGAUUUACAAGCCCUAACUCCUGGUCACUUUUUAAGAGGAGCUCCAUUGAUGUUCGCCCCUGAACUGCCUUCAGAGAAUUUAUCGAUAAUAAACCGAUGGGAGCGGCUCAAGGCCUUUCAUCAUCGUCUUAGUCAACGCUGGAAGACUGAAUAUCUUCAUGAACUUCACAAGCGUUACAAAUGGAAAAACCCACAGCGGGAUUUGCAGAAAGAUGACUUUGUAGUCAUAAAGGAUGAGCUCCUACCUCCAAAUGAGUGGAAAAUGGGACGAGUUGAAUUAGUCCAUACUGGAAAAGAUAAACGCGUUCGCGUAGCUGACGUCCGAACAGCGUCUGGAACCGUUACCAGACCAAUAGUCAAACUUUGCAUGCUUCCGAUUUGUGAUAAGUCAGUAGAUUGACUAGGAUUGUAUGUUCUGUAUGUCCUAUA